AGGUGUAGUGCGGAAGACAUUCUUCUAGAAAUGGAUCAGAUUCUACGACCUGAUGGUGCAGUUAUAUUCCGUGACCAAGUGGACAUGAUAGUCAAGGUGAAAAGAAUUGUGUUGGGUAUGAGGUGGAACACCAAAAUGGUGGAUCAUGAAGAUGAUCUUCUUGUCCCUGAGAAGGUAUUGUUUGCAGUUAAAUAGUACUGGGUUGCCGGGGGGAACAAAUUCAUGUUCUCACAGAUUCUGACUCAAGUCCAAACGGUUUUUUUGGUCAUUUAUAUUUUCUGGCUGUGGAAAAUUAUCGAAUCAGAGGUAACAGCUUCUGCAGUUUUUUCUUGCUGAGUUAUUGGCCCAGGUUGUUCUGUAGUAGUUAUAGAUUAAGCUAAUUUGAUAGUUUAAUUAUGAUAUUAUGAUCCUUUUUUAGUUUUUACUAAUAAUUUAUUUUAUUUUAUAUUUUUAACUUUUCUCUAUCUCUCUUUUUUUCCCACGUUUUUUAUUUCAUGUUUCUGGGCUGGUAGUAUGCCCCUGCCAAGUUCUGUAAACAGAUUUUAAUGUUAUUUUGAAUGUUAUACAAACAUAAAUAUUUGGGAAAAUUCCGCAUGUGCCAUGCUUAGUGUUUAAUCUUUUACACAGUUGGUUCCAAGCCCAGAUAACGAGUAGGGUUGUGUUAGGUAGCCUAACAACUAACACGUAAAAAUCCUUGUCAGAUUCCUAAUGAACAUGAAUCCUAGUAUAAAUAUGCGCAUAUAGUCUUUGAUAGACUAGAAUGACGAUAAAGGAUUUAUAUAACCAAUCUCACUUGAAUGGGACACAAGGCUUAAUUUGGUUGGUUGGUUGGUUGGUUAUGGUUAAAGUUAUAAAGUGUAUGGUUAGAUUUGAAUUUAUUGUGUUCUAGGCCACACCUAAGAUAAAUAUGAGCCACACAAUAUUUUAUGUAUCGGUAGCAAUCCUCUGUCAAUAGUAGUAUUUAGAAAAUUUACCCAAAAACUUACCUAGAAAUAGUGAUAUGCGGUGCAGAUUCAACUUUAUAGGAUUACACUUGAAAUAAGUCUCAACUGCAUCAGGUAUUUUCUUAGGUAAUUUUUCUAGAUGUGUUAGUAUAAUUAGUAUAAGGGAAUCACUAUACUAGUUUUGAAAAGAAAUGAGACAUCCCAUGUAGUGAGGCUAUAAAAUGUUGACAAAUUGUCAAUAAUCCCCAAACAUGUAGGCAUCAAUAAACCUUGCAACUUGGUAAUCCCACAGGUAGUCUACCUAUAGGACAAUUCCCAAGCAGUCAUUAGCAUUGCAGACAAAAAAAAGCCUCUCAAAUUAGUUAUUCGUUCAACUUAUUCAAGCACAUGUCUCAUCUUUAAGAUAUUUUUAAGUCUCUUUGCUAUUCACUAGUCUCCUUUGUAGUUAGUUUUGUGGUUGUGAUCUUCUCAACUCAAGGACGGACCCAGAAUUUUAAUUUCAAGAACAUUAAUAUUAGGGGACAGACAUGUAUUAAAUUUUUUAACAAAAUUUUAGGGGACAAACCUGUAUAUAAUUUAAAAUAACAGUGAUUUAUAAGCAAAGAAUUUAUACUAAAACAUAAUAUAGAAUGAUGUGUCAAGUUUUAAUUUUAUCACUUUAAAUCAAAAGAUCCAUCAAGAUGACUUAUAUUUUCAACAACGUCACUGUCACAUCCACAUCAUUCUUGUCAUAAUUUCAUAUAAAAAUUCUGUACACAUUAUUUUCUAAAUUUUAAAAUAUUUUUAACUAAUACUGCUAUAUAAGGUUUUUGAAACUUUUGAAGGGCUAAGCCACCCCAUUGGGUCCAUCCCUGUUCUCAACCUUUUACCCAUCAAUUUUCUUUUCUUUUCCUUUCCUUUUAUUUGGUUUUCUCAGCUUUCUCAUCAUCCCACACGCCUUGUCAUAGGCCUUAUAUCAGCUUUCUCCAAAUAAAACGUCUUUCCUAGUUUGCCUCCUCUCUUUGCUUUCCUCCAACUUGUAAUCACUACGUACAGUAGUGAUCAACCUUUCAGACUCCAUGGAAAUCCAAGAAAACAUCAACAAUCUUCGAGUCGCCUCGUUUUCUUCUUACCUCAACUCCACAGAAGAGCACUUUGUGCUCAAGCUCACCAGAGGAAUUCAAAAUCCAAUGGCAGAAAGUGAAAUCUUUUCGCCCCCUAAAAGCCCUGGAAGGCCUAAGAUUGAAGAGGGUGAAAUUGAUGUCUUUGGUGCUGACAAGUACUUCAACAUGAGGAUUGAUCAUGAGACUACUCCAAAAAAAGUACUAAUUGACAACAGCAUGAUCCAGAGAAAAGACCGGUUUGAUCAGAGACACGACACAAGGACUCCAAGUGUUAUUAGCUCUGCAUUGUUACCAAGUCUGCUGAAAAACCCAACUCGAAACAAGCAGAAGAAAUCUGUUGGAAAAAGAAUUUUUGCUUUUUUUUUUGGCUGUAAUGGACCGUGUUUGGAUAAAAAGUCAGUUCACGUCAGUGAGGCUCAUAGGAAAGGGCUGAAAAAAGAAUCCCUUCAGUCUGUGAAUCCAGUUGUGUUUGAUGGAACGAAGCAAUCAGAAUCAGGACUGAGAGGUGGAGAGAAUUUCGCAUUCCCAAUUCUUGAUUCAGGGGAGGAAAAUUUGACAGUUAAAAAGCAGUUAGACUUAGAAGAAGAACCACGACACUCAAUUGAGGUUUUUGGCUCACAUUCAAUCAGAAAGGGCAAUAUAGCGACGAACUUGGAGAGGAAACUGUCUGUGCUGACUUGGGAUGCCAUUCCAAAGGUCCAAAACAUUCAAUCAAAUUUGGGAAGUGUCGGACCAUGUGAUGAUAUUCAGAGUGAUACUAGUUCUGAUCUAUUCGAGAUAGAGACUGUGUGUGGUGGUACUAGAGAACCAAUGUUGACAAUCCAAGCAUCUGAUUAUGAUGAAAAGAGUACCGACACAAUGAGUAAAAUGGCGAAAACCGAGAAUGGGGUAAAAAGCCGGCCUGGCAGAUUUUUGGGGUGCAAAACUCAUAAAUCAGUAAGUGUUGUUGAAACUGCAUAUAGGACUAGUGAGAAGGCAAAUGAUUCUCUGUCCCCAAAUCUUCCUGUUCCCUUAUCCCAAAACAUCUACAGAUGUUAGAUAUGUCUUGAAAUUUCUGUAUCUCGGGACUCUCAAAUGAUCCAAUGACUCUAAACGUUUUGAGACAAAGGGACACAGAGAUUUGGAGAGAAUUUGUGGCUGUCACAAGGCCCGCUUGGAGGAAAGAUUUUGAAUUCUCUCCCAUGCAACGUUCUUAAGAACAAUCUGCCCCAUAGCAAUGUCCAGGGCAUGAUCAGUGUCUCAGUCCAAGCAACAGAGGCAGGUGCAGAGGAGCAAAGUGUUUGAUAAACAAUUUAAGAUUCUUUGCACUCUGUUUCUUUGUCUGUCUGUUCAUUUUCUUUUUCUUUCUUUUUUUCUUUUUUCUUUCUUUGUUUUCUCUUUUAUGUACUUAUUAUUCUUUAUAUGAAAGACAUUUCACUUGCUACUUUA
Messenger RNA from Camellia sinensis, 3475 nucleotides. NCBI's taxonomy places the organism in Eukaryota, Viridiplantae, Streptophyta, Magnoliopsida, Ericales, Theaceae. The record is from RefSeq and is a predicted model, not a curated record.